GCGCUUGGACGUCUGCCUAGCAACCAAUGACGAACAUGGGGUUACGUUUUUUCUAUUGGCUGGGUUCGCCCAAUCGCCAGCGGGCUCUGGAUUGUUGCGCUGUUGGCCACCCGGAGCCCUUCUUGGUUUGCUUGCGACUUCAGGAGAGCGGAGCGCAGGUUGAGGAUCGCGGCCAGGAUGGCUCUGCGCUCUGCGCCCUUCCUGCUCCUGGUGUUGGUGGCGGUCGCCCUACGAGAGAGCUGCUUCGGCGCCUCUUCCCACUCCCUGAAGUACUUUUACUUCUCCAUUGCGGACCCCAAACAGGGGCAGCUCCACUUUGUCUCUGUGGGGUACAUGGAUGAUCAAAUCUUAGAUCACUAUGACAGCCACACCCGGAAAGUGCAGCCUCGAGUCUCCUGGAUGGAGAAGGUGGGGAAGGAGGAUCCCCAGUAUUGGGAGAGAGAGACCCAGAUAGCACGUGGCCGUGAGGAGACGUUCAGAAGAAACCUGGAGAACCUGAGGAGUCGCUACAACCAGAGUGAAGGCCUUCACACAUGGCAACUGAUGUAUGGCUGUGAACUCCAGGGAAACGGGAGCAAAGGAGGGCUUUGGCAGUAUGGCUACGAAGGGAAGACCUUCAUCACCUUCGACAAGGAGACCCUCACCUGGGUGGCUCCUGAACCCCAAGCCCAGAUCACCCAGAGGACAUGGGAUGGGAUUCCAGGCCGCAGUCAGUAUAUUAAGUCCUACCUGGAGAAGGAAUGUAUUGACUGGAUAAAGAAGUACCUGUCCUACAGGAAAGAGACGCUGCUGAGGACAGAUCCCCCAGUGGUGACUGUGAGCAGCAAGACCAAAGUGGAGGAUGGGAUGGAGACGCACAUCUGCCGCAUAGAUGGCUUCUACCCCAGGGAGAUCGAUGCCUCCUGGAAGAGGGACGGGGAGGUCUGGCUGCAGGACACCCACCAUGGGCCUGUGGCCCCCAAUGCGGAUGGGACCUACCACUACUGGCUCAGCGUCCGGAUUGAUCCCAAAGAGAGAGAACGCUAUCGGUGCCACGUGGAGCAUGAUGGGCUGCAGGAGCCUCUGGAUGUGGCCGUAAAAGUUCCAGAAUCCAACCAGAUGGGGCUCAUCAUCGGCUGCGUUGUGGGUGGUCUUGUCCUGGUUUGUGUGAUUGUUGGGAUCUUGGUAUUUUUCAGGAGGAAUGUGGCCAUUUAGCAGCCCCCUUGCAGCACGAGAGAACAGUCCCAGCAUGAGGAGAGAGGAGAGAAGAUGGGAUCAGCCUUCUUCUGAAUGAGGCCGGACUCUCAGGAGGAGCCCUUCAGCCCCAUCCUGCAUGCUUGGAACCAGGAUGGAGUUGGGGUCUUUCACCAUCGCUUUUAUCAUUGGCUCAGUAGCCUUUUGUAUUAGGAUUGAGGGACAGAGAAGAACAUUUUACAUGUUUAUAAUUGUGGAAUCAAAAGGAUUUAAACUGUGAUUAGUAGAUUUUUAAUUUUUUAUUUAUUUGUGGUCCUGCUGAAGGCAUUGAAGAUAUCCAACACACUUUCUCUUCCUAUUUUCUCCACAACAACCACCUGGUGAAGUGGUUGGGAUCAGAGAGAAUGACUGGCCCACCCAAGUUGUCUUUCGGGGCUAAGGGGGGAUUUGAACUCACAGUUGCUUUCUAGCCUGGUGCCUUAACCACUACAUCAAACUGCCUUGUAUAGCUUGUAAAUAGCUUGUAAUAUAGCUUGUAGCAACUAUGUUGUUAUUUCUGGUGACCUUUAAUGGGCUUCUGCUGAUUAACAGGUUUUAGAGAAAGGCCCAUAUCGAAUGGGGCCAGGAAUAGAGUGAAGAGUUUUACUUUAAGGGAGAAAGUUACUUUAGAUUAAAGUAACAUUAAUAGGAUGAAGAGUUGUUGGUUUCACUUUAAGGGAGAGUGAUAAACUUAAUCUCCAUCAUAAUUGCUUGAAUUGAAAGUGGAGGUUUUUUUUUCUUUCUCUUACUUUGUGUAAAUUGUAUAAUGAAUAGUAUGUACCAUGUACUGCCAUUUAUGGAUUUUCACAGUUUAGAAAAAUGAAACAGGAAACUUCCCACAUCAGGACCUGCUGAACUGACAUAUUGUUUUUUCUGCUGCCAAUGAACAGCUGAUUUUGCCACCAAAGCUGGUUAUUUGGUGGCUUUGCUGCCUGUUUUUUAAAGGGGAGACUAGGAACGACCCAAGAUGACAUUUGGACAAUCAUACACAGACAAUGCAAUUCUUGGUAAGGAGUGAUCAGAAGGACUAAUCUCUUGCCAUCCUUUCCCUUCAGCUGCUCAGCUUUCUUAAGCACACCUGGGUUUUAAUUUCAUAUUCUAAAGCUUUACAAUCUCUUGAUUCAUGACUAGUUCUCUUCUGACCUAUUUUAUAACCUGGACUUUUACAACUCUUUUUCCUCCUCUUUCAUUGUUUACCAUUAAAUUCAAAUUAUUAUUUUUUUAAAUGUAAGAAAGUUGCAAUGGACUUUAUGUUUACAUUUACACAAUAUUAUACUGUAAAUCUUGCUCUUUCUAGCUAUUUCUUUUUAAGAUCCUUGAUAUUGUAUCUCUUAAUUUUUUAUGAAAAAAUCCACUUUUAUUAACCUUGGGGGGAAAAAUCAUUUUCCCUAUGGAAGCUGUUGCUUAUCUGCUUCUUUUGUCCUUGAAAACAAAAGGUGUUUUUCAUGUCUUAGUGAUAAAUUAUUUUGGGAGAUAACUGAAGAAAGAAUGCUCUCCAACUUACAGGUUUUGUUUGAAAAUAUAAACCAAAAAUUCCAUGGGUCAAGAACGGUUCUGGAAAAUCAAGACAAUAUGCAAAAGCAGGAAAUAUCAGCUGAACAUGAUUUGCAAUUUGAAGAACUGGAGUUUAAUUAGUCACCGUCACACCCAAAUAAGUAUUGGUUUUGCCAAAAAAGAUAACAAAGAAUAUGAAUAGAAGAAACUCUUGAAAAAUAGAUAUGAUGAAGGAUGGACUGGAUUUUCUUAGCAAGAGAAAUGCUGUUGUUGAGGAGAAUUAUUCAACAAUGAAUCUGGCAAAGAUAGUUACAACAGAGACUUAUGAACUUUGGAAAUGAGAUGCAAUUGUUGUUAAAGUUCCUAAUUAAAAACCUAAGGAAAGCUUUCACAAUUAAGAACCAAAACACAAGUACACUGGACUCGGAGAUAAUGAUUGAAGCUGUUUGUGAUAAAUAAGAAAUUGUGUAGAUUUUCUAUGAAUAAAUUUUAAUAACAGACUGUUAGCAGAGUGCUUUGAUUUUAACUUUGCUGUUGUUCAACUAUUAACUAUUUUCCUUUCACAUAUGUAAUCUACGACAGGUCAGUUAGGCUGCAAAUAGAUCUACAAGAUUAUAAAUUUUGAAGCUCUUUUGCAAGGGGGGAAGCUAUUAUUGUUGCAAUAGAUUUCUCAGUGUUCAACUGGGGAGAGACAUAAUAUGUCUUUUCCUGUUUUUUCAUUAAGUAUUUUUCAAUGUUUUUGUUUAGUUUUGUUCUGUCUCUGUUCAUUCCUUUUCUUUUGGAUUUUAAUCUUUUACAUAAAAUAAAAUAAAAUUUUCAAUUCUAAGAAAAAUGGAACAGGAGAUCCAGUUUGGCCUGGCUCCUUUCCCCCUAAUUGUUGCACAUAUACCAUAAGAAUAGGAAAAUUGUUUGCUGAAAAUAAAUGGUUUUGCUUUCUUCUUAUCUGAGUUGCU
Ahaetulla prasina is the source of this 3659-nucleotide messenger RNA. RefSeq names its product major histocompatibility complex class I-related gene protein-like. Gene Ontology annotation, biological process: immune response. Gene Ontology annotation, cellular component: external side of plasma membrane. The record is from RefSeq and is a predicted model, not a curated record. Lineage: Eukaryota; Metazoa; Chordata; Lepidosauria; Squamata; Colubridae. The transcript is spliced from 7 exons. The coding region runs from base 178 to 1194 and encodes 338 amino acids.